This is a messenger RNA of Larimichthys crocea (large yellow croaker), 2905 nucleotides long. It is a transcript of the gene cmah, whose product is annotated as cytidine monophospho-N-acetylneuraminic acid hydroxylase. The coding region runs from base 364 to 2190 and encodes 608 amino acids. Lineage: Eukaryota; Metazoa; Chordata; Actinopteri; Sciaenidae. Gene Ontology annotation, biological process: CMP-N-acetylneuraminate metabolic process. The record is from RefSeq and is a predicted model, not a curated record. Gene Ontology annotation, cellular component: cytoplasm. Gene Ontology annotation, molecular function: CMP-N-acetylneuraminate monooxygenase activity; 2 iron, 2 sulfur cluster binding. The transcript has 15 exons.
CACCUCUUAUCUUGCAGCGUACACUGCGAGCAAGACGCAGACAGAGAAGCUGGGUAAUGAGGGGCUGGUAAGAUGUAGCCACUGGGUGUUUCCGCCCUGCCCCUCUUGAAUAAUGAAUGAAAGUGAAAAAGGAUUAAGGAUUAUCUGUUAACUCUGCACCUGUUAAAGGACUCUGGGGUGUUAAGAAAGAGCGUUUGGAUCUUCUCAUAUGUCACAAAGACAAACAAGCAGAUCCGGUGGCUUUUGACACCUGUCCAGAGGUUCUGCAGUUUCACCUGACUUCUGCUACUGCAUUCAAGAACUCUGUGAACUGAGGAACUUGUUUCAUUUUCUCUUGGGAUAAAACAUCUUUUUGCAGGUAAAAUGACCUCUCAAACAGCGCAGGUGUUGCUGUCGCUGAACGCCAAAGAAGUCAGCUCACUCAAAGAGGGAGUCAAUUUCAAGAAGUACUCAGUGGACGGUAAAUGUUGUAUCAUAUACAAGAACAACGACAUCAUUAGAGCAUGCAAGAACCAAUGCAAACACCAAGGAGGGUUAUUCAUCAAAGACAUCGAGGACCUGGAUGGCAGGACUGUUAAAUGCACAAAACAUAACUGGAAGUUAGAUGUGUCAACAAUGAAAUAUGUGAAUCCACCAGACAGCUUCUUGCAAGAUGAGCUUGAGGUAGAGAUUUUGGAUGAUGGGGGGCUUCAGUUGGUCGAGUUGAACCCCAUCAACCCCUGGCUGGUUGAUCCUAGAGAGCCCAUGGAGCUCCAGGAAGGAGAAGUCAAAGUGACCUACUUAACCCACGCCUGCAUGGAGCUGCAGCUGGGAGAGAGACGGUUCAUGUUCGACCCGUGGCUGAAGGGUCCCGCGUUUGCCAGAGGCUGGUGGCUUCUCCAUGAGCCUCCAGCAGACUCUCUGGACAGACUAUGUGAAGCCGAUCUCAUCUACAUCAGCCAUAUGCACUCUGACCACCUCAGUUACCCCACACUAAAGGUCUUGUCAGAGAGGAGACCAGAUGUCCCCAUUUAUGUUGGUGACACAGAGAGACCUGUCUUUUGGGAUUUGAAGCAAAGCGGAGUGAACCUGACGAACAUCAAUGUCGUUCCUUUUGGCAUCUGGCAAGAUAUUGGCGAACACCUGAGAUUUAUGAUCCUGAUGGACGGUGUACAUCCUGAAAUGGACACCUGCAUCAUUGUUGAAUAUAAAGGUCACAUGAUCCUGAACACUGUAGACUGCACCAGACCAAACGGGGGCAGACUACCACAGAAUGUGGACUUAAUGAUGAGUGACUUUGCUGGGGGGGCAUCUGGAUUCCCCAUGACCUUCUGUGGAGGAAAAUACAGUGAUUCCUGGAAGGCAGAUUUCAUCAAGAGGGAAAGGGCGAAGCUGCUGAAUUACAAAGCUCAGCUGGUGAAGUACCUGCAGCCUAAGAUCUACUGCCCGUUUGCUGGAUAUUUUGUGGAGGCCCAUCCAUCUGACAGAUACAUUAAGGAUACAAAUGUUAAAAACAGUGCAGAGGACCUCAAUGCCUGCAUCAAUAAGCUCACAUCAGAAACCAGGACAUGGACGCCCAAGCCAGGCGCUGUGCUAGACCUUGGCCUCGCUUUGAAAGACCUCACUAACAGUGAGGCCAUCACCAAUCCCCCAGCCAGUGCAAAAAUCUACAAGAACAGUUGGGAUUUCGACUUGUAUGUGGAUGAGCUGAACAGCGCCAUCAGCUGUGAGAUAUUUAAACAUCGAGGCUGGAUCCAGUUUUAUUACACCUGGGCAGGCUUUCAAAACUACAACCUUGUUGUGCGGAUGAUUGAGACAGACGACAACUUUGAACCCUUUACUGAUGGCUACGACUAUUUGGUGGACUUUGUGGAUCUGUCGUUCCCCACCAAGAGGCCUGACAGAGAGCACGCCUACAUAGAGAUUAAAAAUAGGGUUGGGGUGAUGAGAUACGUGGUGCUGCACGGCCGUCUCUGGGAUGAUCUGUACAUCGGCUUCCAGAACCGCAUCAGCCGAGACCCGGACAUCUACCACCACAAAUUCUGGAACCACUUCCAAACAAAACUACCGACUUGCAGACCAGACUGGAACAAGUUCCUGCAACAGGAAACUUCCAUACAGGACCCUGACACACACAGUCACGGCAUCGUCUACGGCUUACUCAAUCUAAUCAGUGGGAUAUUAAGAUUAUUAAAGUCAAUAUGGGUCUGAAUGUGACAAUCCAAAUAAGAAGUACUAGUAGUAUCGAAUACUGAUUAAGAAUGUGACUGAGGACACCUACUGGUUCAGAAAUAUCACUUUGGAAUCGUCAUCAAACAAGAUGAUAUUUUUCACCAUUUGCUUGUUCUAGCUGAGACUUUAAAACAUUUUUUAAACUAUUAUUAUUCCACAACACAGAAUUGGAGCUAUAUGAAAAAAUAAACUAACUCCUUUGGUGGAUUUCUUUCAAUAUUUAAGACCCAGACAAAUUUUGGUCACAAAAAAGGUUAGAGGUUCUGCUUUAUUAUUCUAUAAAUUCAGAACAUCACACUACGAUUCGUUCAGGUUUAAGGUUUAACAUUUCAGAAAGACUGGCCUUUAGUAUGAUGAUAUACUAGUUUAUUCUACAGUAAGGUCUAGAGCUCUUCAAGCACUGGGUGUAGUAGUUAGGACCAAGCCUUGUAGAAAGGAAAGGGGUAGGAGACGAUUUAGCUUUCAGCCAAAGUGCAUUGUUACAGGCAGGCACGGACUGAUAAUCUGGCAUACCGUGCAUUUGACCGGUAGGCCGACGUGCUAUUUGGGCCGAUAAGUCCCAAUAUAUAUAUAUAUUUUUAAAUAUUGGUCUGACCGGCCCAUAACCAGUAGAUCACACAGCCCAAACACACUGUUGAACAACCACCCUGUUUGCUUUGGUCCCGCCUACAGGCAAAAAAAAAAAAAAAAAAAA